This is a messenger RNA of Oldenlandia corymbosa var. corymbosa, 999 nucleotides long. Lineage: Eukaryota; Viridiplantae; Streptophyta; Magnoliopsida; Gentianales; Rubiaceae. The record is from the annotation of a GenBank genome assembly.
AUGGGAAGAGCACCCUGCUGUGAGAAAGUAGGACUGAAGAGAGGAAGAUGGACAGCGGAAGAGGAUGAAAUUCUCAUCAACUACAUCAAGCAAAAUGGUGAUGGAUCUUGGAGAUCUUUGCCUAAAAAUGCAGGGCUGUUGAGGUGCGGGAAGAGUUGCAGACUGAGGUGGAUUAAUUACUUAAGGGAUGACUUGAAGAGAGGCAACUUCACUCGCGACGAGGAAGAAACCAUCAUCAAGCUCCAUAAAUCUCUUGGCAAUAAGUGGUCAUUAAUAGCAAGCAAUUUACCAGGGAGAACAGAUAACGAAGUAAAAAACUACUGGAAUUCCCAUCUCAGUAGGAAGAUCUACAGUUUUAGGUCAUCCUGCAAUGGUUCCAUGGUAACCACCAUUGAUAUGGUUAAGAUGGCUGCCACCAGUAAUAAUAGGAGCACCAAGAGGAAAGGCGGUCGAUCAUCAAAGCCGAGGAUGAUAGCUGGAUCAUCAUCAUCAUCAACAACAGACAAAGUUGAAAGGGAAGGCAGUGUUAGCAUUACUAAUAGUAUUGAUGAUAGUGGCCUACUAGGGGGAUGGUGUGAGUCUUUUCUAGAAAUGAUGGAACAUGAAAAUGAAGUAUUGGGACCAGAUAAUUGGGGGACUGAACCAAUAGCUGAUGAUCCAACAACAUUGCUUCUUGAACAAUUUCUGCAGGGUGAUUCGGUAAUGGAUUUGAGUGAGAUUUCAGUGCCUAAUAGUAGAAGUGAAGGGGAGGAGGUACCCGGACAAAGUUUCAUGAUGGUAGAUCAUCUAGGAAGUGCUUCAGCAGUUACACUUAAUGAUAUUAACAACGAAAGUGACAAUGGUACCGCAAAUUCAUCAGGAGACACUAAUGAGGGGUCCCUGUAUGAAUGUUUCUCGCCCUUAGUUACUAGUUAUUACGACUCACUUUCAUGGGAUAAAGAAUAUGUUGCCAAAGAGUUCCAGCUCUGGGAUGAUGAUGAUGAGCUACUUUGGCCAUAG